Ceratitis capitata (Mediterranean fruit fly) is the source of this 1311-nucleotide messenger RNA. RefSeq lists its product as uncharacterized. The coding region runs from base 309 to 1160 and encodes 283 amino acids. The record is from RefSeq and is a predicted model, not a curated record. Lineage: Eukaryota; Metazoa; Arthropoda; Insecta; Diptera; Tephritidae. The transcript is spliced from 4 exons.
AGAACAUUUGUUGUUUUUCCGUUAAUAUCAUUUAACACAUUCAUUUUGUACUACCAUAAAAUUCAGUGUUUUGCUAGCAAGCUAGCUCGUACAUAAGUAUUGUAUAAUAACAAUAGCUGGAAAGCAGCAGUGUGGCCGGUAGCAUGAAGAUGUUAUCGUCUACUAUUUGAAACGUCAAUUGAAUUAUCUUCACACGCAUAUUAACAACUGGAUGUACAUGGAUGUGUGUAUGUUUGGGCAUAUUAAGAGCGCUAUAAGCAUCGGUAGCGCAAGCGAAUAAGGUCUCACCGAAAUUAGAUUUUGACGACAUGGAAAAUAAAAACAGCACUGAUGUGCCAAUAGUGCCCGGCACAGGACAGGGUGGCAGGGUGGACGGCACUAGAAACACAGAAAAUGGGGCCAGCGGAAGGGACAUUGACGGCACAACAACUGCAGGCAGCGGUGGGGGCGGUAAAUCUGGUCCAAAAAUACAUGGUGUGCGGGUGACCGUCGACACUGGAGACACACAAAAGUCCAAAGAGAACACUGAAAGUGUAGAAAUAACCGAUGUGGGCAAGCACAAAAAACGCGUUGGUAUACACACGGAUAUAACCUUUGAAAUAUCAACUGAUGGGGAGAGUGAUGCCAAUGCGACGAGUACAGCACAGGAUGGAGACAAAGAGGAUGCAAGUGUACCAAUUUAUAAAGGCCGAAAUGAACCCACACAGAAGACACGUAGACCCUACUAUACGAAAAACCAGUGGACGCCCAAUGUUUCUUCUGAACGACGCACCUACGAAGGUAGGAUUCAUAAUACCGGCCCUGCUUACUAUUACCCACCAUAUUAUUCAAAUAACGUGCCUGUCUAUGUGGCUACUGAUCAUGGACGAAGUAGCAGUAGUAGUGGUGGUUCUGGUUACAGACGAACAGAUGGCUGGAACAGUUAUGUGCCCUCUUCUAAUGUAUGGACCACAGAGCGUAACUACAUUGAACAAUAUCGACCUAGCACACUGAACGCUGAAAGGACGCCCAGCUGGAAGCCCUGCUAUUGCAUGACUUCUGUGGUGGAUAAUCGUAGACGUCGCGAGAACCGUCACGGCUUGAAGGGUGUCUUACAACCGAUGAGCUCAGUACUCAAAGUGGUGGAUGCGAAGUUGGAGAAACCAUUUUCGCGCAAAUAAAUUGUUCAAAACCAAACCCCAUAAGCUAAGUUAUAUUACAUUUUCAAACACAUAGCUUGUUUUAUAUUAACAAAUUUUUAUUAUCGAUUAGAUUUGUGUACUUUAAAAUUAGAAUAAAAAAAUACGCAAACUAACUAGGCGUGAAAGAACA